UGAGGAAGAGACCAGGGAGGAGCUGAAGAAACUGCCCGUGAUACCCACACGCACAUUGAAGGAGCAUCCAUCUAUAGGCUUUUGUGAAGACAGAGUUAUCUGUUUCUAUGAGAAGAUCACUGGAACCUCCAGGGGUCUGGCUAUUGUUAAUUACAUGACCAUUGUAGAAAAACUAGCAACAUAUGGAAUUCAUUACUAUGAUGUAAAGGAUAAGAAAGAUAUACCAUGGUGGUUAGGUAUUAGUCCUAAAGGCAUCGCUGUUUAUGAUAAGAAGGACAAAACUACACCUAGAAAACUGUUUACUUGGAAAAAUCUGGAAAACCUGUAUUAUAGAGACAAGAAAUUUUCAAUAGAAGUACAUGGACCUAAACGUGUGUCUGUGAGUCGCAGAACGUUUGGCGCCAGCAACGUUGAUGUCCACGCUUGGUUCGCCAGUACCCCGCAGCUGACCAAAUGUAUCUGGUCCAUGGCUGUAGUCCAACACCAGUUUUACCUGGACCGCAAACAGAGCAGGAGCCAGCUGCCUUCAGCGAGGAGUAUGUCGGAGAUCGCUGCCGACCUAUGCAGGAGUACUACCUCAUUACCUGGAUCUCUAGGUUCGGAUCUUAGCAGAAGUCCCAGCUCACACAGUCUUCCCAGCUUGUCCAAUUCUAGAUAUGACUUGACCAUUGAGCAGUCUGAUUCACUGAAGGCAGAAAGAGAAAUGUACCAGGCACUCAAGGCCAGAAAAGAGGCAUUGGAGGAGUCAUUCAAGAAGAAGAUAGAGGAGCUCAAACUGCUGUGUUUGCAGGAAGGGGAGUUGACAGGAGAGCUUCCUCCAGACUUCCCAAUGGCCCCAGGAGAGCAGCCACCAGUGUUCAGAAGGAGGGUUGGCACAGCCUUUUCCUUGUCUGUCAAAAAUGUGCAAGACACAGACCAGCUGUCUACUGAGCUGUCAAAACUGGAGCUAGAAGUGGAGCUGCAGGGCAAGAUUACAGCGGCGGCUCACAGACUGGCAAGUGAUAAAACAGUCAGCAAGUAUGUCCGAAAACAGAGGAAACAGUCUUACACUAAAGCGUUUGGAAAGCUGAAAGAAAUGGAGAAAAAAUUAGAUGACAUGCGCAAAAAGAUAAGGAAACCAGCAAGUGAUAGCCAGGCCGGCAGGUCAGCGGACGACCGUCAGACAGUUAAAGGAAAUAAUCAGACACCUGAUGAUGGCUCUACUGAUGGAUCUGGUGAUAGUCAUAAUCAUAGAGCAGCUCUUAGCCCUAGCCACAGCAG
Molecule: messenger RNA, 1260 nt
Organism: Candidula unifasciata
Lineage: Eukaryota; Metazoa; Mollusca; Gastropoda; Stylommatophora; Geomitridae
Source: the annotation of a GenBank genome assembly